AUGUUGAAAUCCUGGGAAAUCAAACUUGAUCUUUCCCAGGAUGUAGAUUCAAAAAAGAUGUACAAAGAAUGGAAGAUUCAACGAAAAAAUUAUAUUCGGCCAAUAGGUCAAUACCUUUUGACGCUUUCUGAAACAGAUUUAGUGAAAUGGUAUGAUACCAUUGAUGAAACUAUUCAUGAUCGCAUCAAAUCUGAUCAACACUUACUUGCGUUACUUCAUAUUUCACUGUUACAUUAUUUUAGUCGAUCUGUUGAGAGAAUUCGAAAACAUAUUCCAUACAUAGAGCAAUUAUUCGAAUCUAAGAAUAGAAUAACCAUAAUGUGUGCAACAAAAGUAGUUGUUUACAUAGCAAUAGAUUCUCAUGAAUGCAUGGAAUUUCUGAGAAAAAUUUGCGACAACACUUGCAAGCUCAUAGUAACUCAAGCGACACAGUUUGCAGCUAUAUACAUACUAAAGUCAUGCGGUAAAUAUAUACUACCUAACGUUUUCGAGGAAACAUCAAAUUUUAUUGAUAUAAUUCAGUCAUGUUUAGUUUCAGAUGACAUCGAACUUCAAUUGAUUGCAGCUAAAACUCUGAAAUACCAUUUCAAAUAUCAAAUAACUUUAGAUUCUCAAGAUGAAGUUUUAAAAUCCGAGCAAUUUUUCAAAGAAUGCAUACAAAACAUCAACCCAAUAAACACAAAUAUGUUUGGUACGAUGACAAUUCUCAAAUACAUGCUUCAAUUGUAUCAUGACCCAAAACAAGCGAUUUUAAUACUCCAGAAGGUCAAUUUGUUCCCUUUUAUCAAAGAAGAAAAGCUUUCAUACAAGUGGUUUGAUCUUUUGUUGACUUUGGUCAAAGAUAAAUCUUUAUUAAUCGUAAUUACACCGGUUUCUGGUCCAGAAAUCAUCAAAUCUCUAUUCAAUUCAUGUAAGAAAUUCCAUACUGUUAAAAUCUGGCGAUAUACCAAUGAUUUUCUUCGAAAUUUAGUUCCAUCAGUUAUAAAUCCGUAUAUGUGUCAAUGUUAUCUGCAUGAUUUGCUUAAGGAAACAAAGAACCCGGCCAUAGCUUCCAAGAUUUACGACGCAUUAACGAUUUUGUUGGAUAAAUACGAACUGAAAAUUUCAUCUCAGUUUUUCUUGAAUUACGAGCCAUCAAUCAGUUAUUUGAAUGUUCUUAGUAGGAAUCCUGUCUUAGUCUCUGAAUUAAAGAAGACUUUGUUGAAUUAUUUUCAUAUCGGAAUUCAAGAAAGGGCUACAGUUGAACAGACGAAGGUUUCUAUUAGUAUUUUGAACUUAUAUGGUCGUAAUCUGUUUGAAAAUCUAAAUGCUGUAUACGAUGACAUUCAAAAACUCGUAAAUUCUCAAAAUUCCGAAAUUCGAACUUUAGUUUCAUCAAUUUUGCCAUUCUUUACUGACAAAAGAGCUUUAGAAGACUGCCAGUACCUUGCUUUGUUCGAUAAUAAUCCAAAUGUUCGCAAAUCUGCUGUUGAUCAACUAAUUAACUUCCCAGGAGCUGAAUUUUGUGAAAUGAUCCCUCAAGUUUUAACAGAUCCAUCAUAUGAAGUGAAGAGAAGUGCAAUUAAAGUGAUUUCUCAGCUUGCUCCGAAAAAUCCGAUGAUUUACUAUGUUCCGAUCACUUCUUUUGUUCAACAGAACAUGUUAUCUAUGACAACAACCCCUGAUCCCACAGUAUCUCAUGAUAUUUCCACACUUUUGCCUCAUAUUGCCAAACAUCUUUUGCCGUUUUGUCCUGCCUUCAUUCCACAGAUCAUGAAAGUCUGUUACAAGUUCCUCAACAGAAGGCGAAACAAAACUACGAAGUCGGCAAAAUUGAUCUCAGUUUUGCAAAGGGAUAUGUCGCAGUACGGCUCUGAGAUACUGACGGAAUUAGAGCCAUUUGACCAAUUCUCCACGAAUUUGAACCUAGUUUACAAUAUUCAUAACAAAGAUAUAAUUGAUGAGAGAGAUGCCAAUCUUUUCGAUACUUUAUUGUGUUUGUCUGAUCGUAUCAAACCAUUUAUCCUUGAUUUGAUCGCGAUCUACAAAGACAUUUUCACAUCCCAGAGAAAUGACAGAGUUUACGCCGCCGCUUUACUUUCUCUGAUUGAUAUUGUUAACAAAUUCGAUGAUUCAGCCUAUAUAACUCAGAAAGAGCCGGAAUUCGCCACUAUUUUGAUAAAUCUUUUGAAACAAAAACCAUCAGAAAACGUGGCUAUGCUUAUUCUUAAACUUCUUAGUUCAUUUGGUAUCACUGACUAUCCACAAGACAAUUCCCAGGUCGAAACCAACGAAUUUGACUUCAAAAGUAAGAGUUAUUACACAGAUUCAGUCAUGACCAGCCUUUUGAAGCUUCUCCGAGAGAAACAGAAGUGUGUCUUCCAAGCAGUAAACAGUAUCUUCGUCCAUGACCCCGACAACGCCGUGAAUUACUUAGAUCCAGUUAUAGAUUCCUUUUAUAUCAUGAUACAGACCCUCAAAACCAAAGAGAAAUCUGAGUAUUUCAAGUAUCUAGAGGUUAUUUCCCAUCAUUGCGGCAUAAAAAUCAAAAAUUACGCUGAACAAAUUUCGCAAAUGAUAAAAGAUAACAUAGAUUGCGAUGAAGCACUUAGAGUUGGUUGUGUAUUAUCUUCCAACUUGAAAACAGAGUUCACGCCUUAUGUUAAUCCUUUAUAUCAUCUUUGUUUGGCAAGAUUUAACAAAAAGUGUCAAAUUACAAAAGAUUUGACAGAUUUUUUAAGUUUUUGUGUUGUUUUUCAGAACCAACCAAUCUCUUUUUUGAUCACGUCAUGUGAAACAAUACUACAAACUAAUAUUAGUUCAGAUGUUUGUAAUUUAAUUGUUGACAAACUGACGAUGAUUGUUCAAUUGACAGAUACAACAUUUGAGACAACAAGGAUUGCGAGGAUAUGUGAAUUAUUACUUAAGAAAGGUUGUAAUGCCAUGGAAUUAUUGUAUUCUUUAGUUGUUUUCAGUGAUUUGAGUUUCGAUUAUUUGAAAUUCAUUGUUCCUGAAGAAGAUAUCGGAUUUCUUGCGUUGAAAGAUUACUUGGAAUGCAAUUCUUUGUCUGAUAAAAAGAAUUGUCCGUCAAAAAACUCUUUCUUGAGUAUAAAAACAGCUACUUUCAACGUGGAAAAACCAAGUUUUGUGCCGCAAAAAGAACAAAAAAGUCAAAAAAAUUAUGUUUUUGACACUUUUCAAUUAAAUAAUGGAAAUAAUGAGAAAUGGUUAGAUGAUUUAUGCAGGGCUGUUAUUACUGAAAGUCCUAUUCCUGUCAUUAACGCAUGCUAUGAAACAGCAACACAGUUUAAUGAAUUCAAACUCGAAAUAUUUCCAAUCGCUUUUUUGAGUUGUUGGGUGAAAUCAUCUCAAAUUCACAAGGAAAAAUUUUCGAAUUUGAUGUCAUCUAUUUUCAAAUCUAAGCAUCCGGAUCAGAUCUUCUUGAACCUAGCUGAAACUCUCAUAAGGGCUUCUUACGGAUUCAAUGUUUCUGAACUGGAUUUGGCAAAUGCUUCUACUUCACCUUUACAAAGUUUACGUUUUCUCUCAAAAUAUUAUCAAGAAAACACAAAUGAUAAGAAAGCUUUGGAAAUGCUGUUAGGAAUAUUUACUAAGUUGGGAAGGAUAGAUUCAUGCCGCGGAAUAUUAAAGAACGUAGAACUGCCAAACGCUGGAAAUUGGUCAUUGACUUUAGGUGAAUGGGAUAAAGCUUUGGAAAUUUUUGAAAAAAGUGACAAAAAUUUGCCAGAACGAUUAAUGUGUUAUUCGCGAUUAGAAAGGUGGGAAGACAUCUAUAAAUUAAAUGAUGAGUUCCAAGAUAUGAAUGAAACCGAAAGGUCUAAUACUGCUUUGUUUUUUGCAUGGGCAGCUUUGAAACAAAAUGAUUAUAAUAAUAUUUCUUUGUUUAUGAAUUAUUUGGAAGAAGAAAAGAGUUUAGAUGUUUUUCUAUUUACUAUUUUUUAUUAUACGCAAACAGGAAUGUUCGAAUACGCAAGGAAUAAGAUAGAAGAAGCCAUGAAGUACUUAGUUAGUGAUUGUACUGUUUAUAAUUCGAUGAAUGCAAAUCAGGCAAAAACUAAUUUGAUGUAUUCUUGCUUGUUUACGGAACUUGGAGAGGUUAUCGACUAUAAGGAAGGAAAAGUAAAUAAUAUAAGCCAAAGAUGGGAAAGAAGAUUGAAUAAUAUUUCUGGAGAUUCUUAUUCAUGGAUGAGAUUGGCGGAAAUAAGAUCAAUGAUAAUAAAUCCUACAAAUAAUACAAGGACAUAUUUGAAAUUGAUCUCUGUGCUCGCAAAAGAUAGAAAAUGGCAUUUAUUAGAUAAUUUCCAAUCAAUUGUCUACCAAUUGCUGGAUAACCCGAGCGUUAUUUGUUCUUAUGUAAAGAUAUUGUGGUUAAGAGGCAAAACAAGCGAAGCAAUCGAUGUUGUAAAGUUAUAUAAUGAUAUCUUCAGAGCAAAGAACGAUGAAGAGAUUGCAAACUCAUAUAAUAAUACUCCUGAUUAUGUCAGAGCUAAAAUGGCCCAGAUUUAUCAAAUAGAACAGUCAGAAAAAGGUUUUAUUCAAUUAAAUCAAAUUUUGAAGAAACCAACUGACAAAGAAAAGGCAAGAAUGCUAAGAAUGGAAGCUUCUUAUAGAGCUUCUGAUGUUUUCCAUGAUAAUAUUGACAUAGCAAUCAAAUUAUUUAUUGAAUCUUCUAAACUGAACGCGGAUGACUACAGAACAUGGUCUAGAUGGGCUUAUGCAUGCACGAAAUCGAUAGAAAACGACAAAGAAGGACUCUACGUCAAAAUGGCCGUAGAUGGUUUCUUAAAAGCCUCAUUUUUGUCGAAAGAGAACUCUUUGGAAUACAUUUGCCAGUUGUUUAGUCUCUAUUUCAGAUACGGAAACAACUUUAAAGAGUUCCAUUCAAAAAUUCAAAAUUUGAAUCCGCAAACAAUCGAAAAAAUCAUUCCUCAGAUUGUUUGCCAGAUCUCCCAUCCAGAUCCAACUGUUCGCAGUGUUGUUCAUAACAUUUUGACGAACUUUUCUCGGUUAUAUUUCCAAGCAUUAGUUUUUCCACUUCAAUUAAUUGCAAAAGACGACGAAAACAGCCAGAAAACGGAAAUAGCCAAGAACUUGCUUGAAAAACUCUCCGAAAAGCACUCUAAACUUGCAGAAGAAGCAAAUCUUUUUGCAUCAACAUUAUCUAAGUGCGCAGUUACUUAUUACGACAUUUUCCUGCAGAAACUUGAUGAAGCACAUUCAUACGAAAUCAACUGCGAGCGCGAGAAAGCAAUAGAAGUCAUAAAAUCCCUUUCUCAAUAUCAAAAUCCGAAAAUUCAGUUGUAUCAAAUGCAGUUCAACCAGUUAAAGAGUAAUUUACAGAGUUGCCUCCAAGCAGCUAAUUCUAACAACAAAUCUGACGAAAGGAAUGACCAAAUGUGGGUCCAAAUCAAGAGAUUCCAUGAUGAAAUUCGUUUGAAACUAAAAAGUUUUGAUACAAUUCAAAUUGAAAAAGUGUCAGAACAAUUAGCAGCCAAACGGAAUUUCCUUUUAACUGUUCCAGGCACAUAUCAGACUACUGAUUCAGGCACUACUAUUAACUACAUUGAGCCUAUUUUGACUGUUCUUGGUACUCAGCAACAUCCAGCAAUUACAAAUUUUGUUGGAAAUGAUAGUUUGAGGUGGAAAUUUUUGUUGAAAGGGAAUGAAGAUUUGAGAUUGGACCAAAGGAUCAUGCAAUUCUUUGUUUUAAUCAAUUCUCUCAUUCCUUCAAACAAACUCACCCAGAAGAUGAAUAUUUCCAUCUUAAACUACACUAUAACUCCUCUUGCAACAAACGCAGGAUUGAUUUCAUGGGUCAUGGGUGCUGAUACAAUGCAUCAGCUGAUAAAUGACCACAGAAAAUCAACAAAAGUUCAUCAAGUGUCUGUUGAAAACGAGAUACUGAUAAACAAUGUUGGAGACUGCAUGCAGACAAUGAAUUCCUUGCAGAGAAUAGAGUGGUGGCCUGUUGUUACAAACCAAUGUCCUGCAACUGAUUUGAGAGAUAUUUUCUGGAUGAAAAGUCAGAAUCCUGUAAAUUGGAUAAAAACUGUUGAUACUUUUGUUUUGUCAAUUGCUUUGAUGUCUCUUGCUGGUUAUGUUGUUGGAUUAGGUGAUAGACAUCCAAGCAAUAUAAUGAUAAGAAGAAACAGUGGACAUGUAGUUCACAUUGACUUGGGAGAUUCUUUCGAAGUCACUCAGAAAAGAACAAAAUUGCCUGAAAAAGUUCCGUUCAGAUUGACAAGGAUGAUUGUGAACGCGUUGGGAGUAUCUAAGACAGAAGGAAACUUCAGGAAGGCAUGCGAGAAUAUAAUGUACAUGCUGAGAUAUAACAAGCCUUCUAUUUUUGCUCAGUUGGAAAUUUUUGUUCACGAACCAAUUUUCGCGUCAAGAGCUGUUCAAGGAGACGGAAAUUCGAUAAUGAAGAGAGUUUCGAUGAAAUUAAAUGGAUUGGAUCCAGAAUUGGUGCCAGGAGAACCUGUAACUGAGGAGUUAUCCGUAGAAGAACAAACAAGAAGGUUGAUCGCAAUUGCUGCUGAUCCAAUGAGAUAUGUAACUCAUUACGAUGGAUGGUGUCCUUAUUGGUAA
Messenger RNA from Trichomonas vaginalis G3, 6588 nucleotides. RefSeq names its product ataxia telangiectasia mutated (ATM) -related family. The record is from RefSeq and is a predicted model, not a curated record. The coding region runs from base 1 to 6588 and encodes 2195 amino acids. NCBI's taxonomy places the organism in Eukaryota, Parabasalia, Trichomonadida, Trichomonadidae. Gene Ontology annotation, cellular component: TORC2 complex; TORC1 complex; nucleus. The transcript has a single exon. Gene Ontology annotation, biological process: negative regulation of macroautophagy; TOR signaling. Gene Ontology annotation, molecular function: protein binding; protein serine/threonine kinase activity.